AUGGCACGGAUGCAACGUGCACAACAACAAGCUCUUCGAAAGGAAUUUGAGGUGCUCAACAUGAAGUCUAAUGAUCUAGACACCUUAUCCAUUGAUGUGCUACAAAGCAGUCUUCUAGUGCAUGAACAACGCAUGAAUGGCCAUGUUGUGGAAGAACAAGCAUUGAAGGAGACAGAGACAAAGGCAUACUAUGCAGAAGCUAGUGAAGAAAUGUUGUUAAUGGCAUGUGUAGAUGUCGAGGAAGCUAGUAAAGAGGAGUUAUGGUUUCUUGACUCAUGUUGCAGCAACCAUAUGUGUGGCAAGAAGGAGCUUUUCUCUAGGCUUGAUGAAAUUUUCAGCACUUCUGUAAAGUUGGGAGACAAUUCAAGCAUGGUUGUGAUAGGAAAAGGAAAUACACGAAUGCUGGUGAAUGGAAUUAUGCAGGUCAUCACUGAGGUGUUUUAUGUUUCAGGAUUGAAGAAUAAUUUGCCAAGUGUGGGACAGCUGCAAGAGAAGCGGCUUACAAUUCUCAUACAACUUGGGAAAUGUAAGAUUUAUCAUCCUGAAAGAGGAUUAAUCAUGGUGACUACAAUGUCCUCAAACAGAAUGUUCAUCUUGCCUACUCAGAAAUAG
Molecule: messenger RNA, 612 nt
Organism: Pistacia vera
Lineage: Eukaryota; Viridiplantae; Streptophyta; Magnoliopsida; Sapindales; Anacardiaceae
Exons: 3
Coding region: 1-612 (203 amino acids)
Source: RefSeq, a predicted model, not a curated record